Molecule: messenger RNA, 635 nt
Organism: Sabethes cyaneus
Lineage: Eukaryota; Metazoa; Arthropoda; Insecta; Diptera; Culicidae
Gene: Sod3
Exons: 3
Coding region: 74-592 (172 amino acids)
Biological process (GO): removal of superoxide radicals
Molecular function (GO): superoxide dismutase activity; copper ion binding
Source: RefSeq, a predicted model, not a curated record
UAGUACAGUAGAGGUUAUAUAGUAUUCAUUCUAUCUCUCUCCUUCGAUCUGAGUUUGUGUUCAAAAAGUUAAUAUGAAGGUGCUAAUUGCUUUGGCGCUCCUCGGAUAUACAUCACUGGUUAAGGCUGACCAGGUGAAGAAGGCAUUUGCUUUCCUGCAAGGUACUUCCGGUGUAACAGGCAAUGUUACGUUAUCCCAACCAUCCUGCACCGAACCUGUGUUCAUAGAGGUCAACGUCAUUGGGCUUACUCCCGGUAAACACGGUUUCCACGUCCACGAGAAGGGCGAUCUAAGUGAUGGUUGUGCCAGCACUGGUGGUCAUUAUAACCCUGAUAAGGUAACGCAUGGAGCUCCCGAUGACCAAGUGCGUCACGUGGGUGACCUUGGCAAUAUCUUAGCCGACGAGAAUGGAAUCGCAAAAACGUCCUUUUCCGAUACGGUAGUUUCUCUAUAUGGCACUCGCAGCGUCGUUGGUCGGGCCAUUGUUGUACACUCUGGCGUGGAUGAUUUUGGAAAAACAAAUCAUCCAGAUUCACUGAAAACGGGGAAUGCUGGUGGGCGAGUUGUAUGCGGCGUAAUAGGAAUUCUGUAAAUAUUCGUUUUUGAUGAUCCUACCGUUUGUGUUUUGUUACGUU